AUGGACACGUUACCACUGGAGAUCAUCGCCACAAUCUCCGAGCACCUCGAGCCCUCCGACUUCACGGCUUUCGAGAGCGUGAACAGGGCUUUGCGCCACUCAACUGAGCAGAUUCUAGCCGACGCCACUGUUCAUACUGAUGAAGAUGGAUACAAGUCGCUCAACGCUCGGUACGACCGCUCGUGCCGUCGUGCCUGCUUGGAAUUUUUGGUUGUCUACAUCAGACUCCCGAAGGUUCUGAAUGAUCACGAUAAUGAGACUGAAUUCGAGUAUAAGGCGUCCAAAAACAACGAAGCCUUCACCGAUAAGAUGUUAUCUCUCAUGAGACUUUUGCAUUCAUGGGAGCACGAGCUUGAAAGCAGCAUACAUUUAGUCGUCCACGUCACGGCACCGGGUAUCCCCGCUGAUUUUGAUGGGAGGGCAUGGGACUGUAAUGGAGUUCCCAACUGGAUGCGCGACCCGAGAGAGCUUCCCAAGACCGAUAGAGCCAUGCGCACCUUUGAUCUCACGGCAGCCAUCCUUCUGGCACUACCUGUUGCUCAAGCACAGGUCCCAGAUAUUGUAGGCUUUUCAAAGGCUUGGUUUGAUGAUUUCACCGGAUCUCGCGGUGCACUGCCUAGUAGUGGAAACUGGAUCUUUGAUACCGGCACCAGCUACCCUGGAGGCCCAACAAACUGGGGAACCGGGGAGGUCCAAACCUACACCAAUAGUCCCAGUAAUGUCGCCACCAACGGCCAGGGAAACCUGGUGAUUACCGCGAUCAAAGAUGCAAAAGGCGCAUGGACUUCCGCCCGAAUUGAGACCAAGCAGACUUUCAUGGCUCCGGCAGGCAAGAAGAUGCGUGUUCAAGCUAGCCUGAAGCUUCCCAACCUCGGUGGCGGAGGCGUCGGCUACUGGCCAGCUUUCUGGACUUUAGGCGCCGCUUACCGUGGCAACUACUGGAAUUGGCCAUCAGUCGGCGAGAUCGAUAUCAUGGAGAACGUGAACAACGUCAAUCGAGUUUGGGCUGUUCUGCACUGCGGCACCAACCCAGGCGGACCAUGCAACGAGCCUAGCGGACUCGGCAACAGCAAGAAUUGUCCCGCGACUUCCUCUUGCUCUGGAGUAUUUCGCACGUACGCCGUUGAGGUCGAUAGAACCAAGUCUCCAGAGGCUAUCCGGUGGUAUUCCAUCAUGGCAGCGGCUUGUCAGAAGUGCAAGAAGGAUAUCCCGGACGAAGCAGCAGAGUGCGACCGCUGCGACGUCAAGUAUUGCUCCAAGAGCUGCCAGAAUCUUCACUGGAAGAAUCACAAGAAGUCAUGA
Colletotrichum aenigma is the source of this 1302-nucleotide messenger RNA. RefSeq names its product Beta-glucanase (gene bglA-0). Gene Ontology annotation, biological process: carbohydrate metabolic process. Bases 1 to 1302 code for a protein of 433 amino acids. The transcript is spliced from 5 exons. The record is from RefSeq and is a predicted model, not a curated record. NCBI's taxonomy places the organism in Eukaryota, Fungi, Ascomycota, Sordariomycetes, Glomerellales, Glomerellaceae. Gene Ontology annotation, molecular function: hydrolase activity, hydrolyzing O-glycosyl compounds; protein binding.